AGCAGUCGCAGCAAGGAGCGCGCAGGAGGUGGUCACUGUCGUACGCCAUAUUUGUUGUUAUCGUCGAUGGGGGUAGGCCAGUUCCGAGUUUUCUCGGACUCGGCUCGCUGACGGCUGUCGCGAUAACGGUCGGCGGCGAUCUCGGAACUGUGCUCGCGAGGAGGUCUGUGCGUGACGCGACGUGCGGGUUCGUCGAGGAGUCGCGGAGACUAUUCGCUUGUGCGCGCGGGCGCGUGCGGGGUGCGUGCGUGUGUGUGCGGUGCGUGGUGCGCGCGCGCGAGAGCGCGCGCGCGCUCUCUUUCUCUCUCUCUCUCCGGCCGACGUCCUUUAGCCGCGACGAGAGAAACAUCGAUGGGGUGCCACCGUGACGGCUCAGCUGUCCUGCUCCGUGCCGAGUGCGCCGCCGUGCGUGUGUGCGUGUGCACGCGCGUUUGUGUACUAUCGCCGCUCGCGUUACAGUCACGCUGGUUACGCACGGUCCGCUCGAUGGUGCCCCGUUAGCGUCGCGGCGGCGUUACUACUGGCGAACGGGGUGCGCGUGCGAGACACCAAAGGGGUUGCCACGACGAGCACUGACAUCCGGACCUCCGGACGCGGAUUUCGUACGGGGUUGGAGGUCUCCGGGUACGCGGUGGUGGAGUCUGCGUCGCCACGCGAUCGUGCAGACGAGACUCGGCGUGGCGAGCACGGUGGCAGGUAGCCACCGUCGAGGACGCGCUCGUAGUUUCGCGUGUGAUUCGCACGGCAAUUAAAACUGGCGGGCAACCUGGCUCGGUCCUCCGGCAGCGGUGGCGGCGGCGGCGGUGCUGGGGGUCGAACCGGCGGCAGAAAUGGCGAUGCUGGCGGUAAUGGUAACGGCGGUGCUGCGGGUGCUAGCGGCAGCGGGGGGGGUGCUGGUGUUGGUGCCAAUGGUGGUGGCGAUGCUAAUAGCAACGGUGGCGGGGAUGGUAACACCGCGGCUUCGAGAAACGCGGGUGCUGCAGGGGCCGCCGCCGAACCUAGUAGAAUUGGUGCGGAUGAGGCUGGAUCCGGCGGUGGACAUCUAAUCGAAUGGGAGGAAAAUGACCGCUUUUCCUUCGACGACUCCGACCGCUUCGAGGAGGACUCCCUGUGUAGCUUCAGCAGCGAGCCCGAGUCGCUGUGUAAUAACUGGCGAGGAUGGAGACGGCUUCCGCCAACGUUUGGGAUGUCCAAGAAGUCGUGCGAAGAUGGGCACCAAACGGUGCCAACUCUUUGCGAGCUUUCGGCACGAUGCGUCGCGUCUCAUAUUCCCUUCGAGCUGGUGGAACACUUCUAUCCUCCCGUACCGGAGCAGCUUCAGCUGAGAAUAGCCUUCUGGAGUUUUCCCGAUAACGAAGAGGACAUACGGCUUUAUUCAUGUCUCGCAAACGGUAGCGCUGACGAAUUUCUACGCGGCGAACAUCUCUACCGUGCCAAGACCGUUAAGGAGCCCCUACAAAUCGGAUUUCAUCUGAGUGCCAGCGUAAAUCCGCAAACGAACGGGGUCAGAGCACAGUUCAACGUCGCUGUAACAUUUGAUCGGCGCAGGAUUACAUCAUGUAAUUGCACCUGCUCCUCAACGGCCUAUUGGUGUGCGCACGUGGUAGCUGUUUGCCUGCACAGAAUACACAUGCCAACGCAAGUAUGUCUGAGGGCGCCAGUCAGCGAGUCCUUGUCACGAUUGCAUCGGGAACAACUGCAGAAAUUCGCUCAAUAUCUCAUCAGUGAAUUACCUCAGCAGAUUUUGCCCACUGCCCAGCGGCUUCUGGAUGAGCUACUCUCGACUCAGCCAAGCGCUAUUAACAGUUAUUGCGGAGCUCCGGAUCCGACCGCCGGAGCAUCCGCUUACGAUCAGACUUCCUGGUACUUAGACGAGAAGACGUUACACGACAACAUCAAGAAGAUCCUUAUUAAAUUUUGCGUGCCGGCUCCCAUAGUUUUCAGUGAUGUUAAUUAUUUAAGCACCACCGCACCCCCAGCCGCAUCCGAAUGGGCGUCCUUGCUGCGACCGUUGAGAGGUCGCGAGCCAGAGGGCAUGUGGAAUCUCCUUUCCAUCGUACGCGAGAUGUUCAAGAGAAAUGACCGCAAUGCCAUACCUUUGCUAGAGAUCAUCACGGAAGAAUGUAUGGCCUGUGAACAGAUCCUUGUUUGGUGGUUCAACACCAAAGUCGCAUUACUGAACGGCACCGGAUAUGGCAGCAAACAUAAUAUGAACAGUAAUGUACACGCUUCUCAACACGCGUGCUCGUCCUUGUGCGACGAGAUCGUGGUUCUCUGGCGAUUGGCCGCCUUAAAUCCCGGUCUAUCGCCAUCAGAGCGUGAGAUGUUGCAUGCUCAAUUUAUGGCUUGGCACUUGAAGAUCAUAGAUAAAGUCGCCAAGUGUCGUGGCAGUUCCAUGCCGCACAACUCACACAAUAGAAGUAAUAGUUCACAGAAGGAUUCCCUGAAACAUGAUCUCGCGGUCUUUACCGGAUUUAAGUCGGCGCUCGAAGCUUGCUACCUUGAUUGGGACGAAUACGUCUUGCCGGGAAUAACAUAUACCGUCGAAAACAACCCUAUGUAUCACUGUCCCUUCACAUGUUUUCGACAUGCUGGAGAUACAAGGACAGAAGUUAAUCAGGUAAAUUCCAGUUCAGCGGUAUUAAAUUAUCAGCCACCAAUGUCGCAUCAUCAUGGUCGACGGCCGUUAAAUGUAGGUCUCGUCGAGUUCAGCUACUUGGACAGACGACGACUGAAUCCGCGUGAAUUCCCAUUGUGUUCGAGAAGUGGAGGCGGCGAUGGAAAUCGUAGCAGCGUUAGCUCUGAAGGUUUCUGUGAGAAUGACACCGACAUUCCCGAUAUAUCUGAGUCUCAGGUUGUUCUCAGACAAGGUUGUGCUCAACUAAAUAAUUGCGGCGAUACCGAUUCGCAGGAAGGGGCUGGUAGUGAGUCAUCUUCCAACAGUAAUGUUAGUAUGAAGAACGCUCAAGGCUCGGACAAGCAUCGCUCAAACGCCUCGUCCGAGACACAUAGUGAUAGUAGUGAUAGUAGUAAUAACAAACCUACAUCCGAGAACGCGAAGUGCAGUAGGACGAAUCAUGCGGAGUGCCGUGAUAAAUCGCGCGCGGUUGCACCCAAAGGGGUCAGUGUUAAGAAUGAACACGAAUCCGAUCAAGAAAAGGAAGCUGGAAGGCCAUUCAAAGACGAGAGCUCCUCAUCUAGUAGUGACAGUCCUUCCGGUGAUGAAUACAAUGUCUACUAUUACGAUCCUAAAGCUGUAACCAAUAAUAUUGGUCUACCGAGUAAAUAUGCUAAAAGCAAUAUGCAUACCGCUACCACUCAGGAUGCCAGUAUAGUUCUAAAUAAUUUGAAGAAAACGGAAGAUCCAUGGGACAUUUUAUUCGCGCGAGCAGAAGGACUUUAUGCUCACGGUCACACGAGAGAAGCCUGUAUUAUUGGAGUACAGCUAGCCGAGGAACUCUUGGCCAAUCCUCCAGAUCUCAUGAUCGAGGGACCGCCGGUGCCGGUAAAAAACAAACGAAAGAGGCAACAUGUAAAUCCGGCCUCUCACCAGGUAACAUGUCUUGCCUCAGCAACUUUAGCAAAAUGUGGAUUCUUGUGCACAGUACUUGCCGAAAAUCCAGAAUAUCACAAUCUGGCAUUUCGCGUAGGUCUUUUUGGCUUGGAGAUGGCUAGACCACCCGCUAAUACAAAACCUUUAGAAGUCAAACUGGCUCAUCAAGAAAGCGAAUUGGUAGUUUUGUUGAAAAGAAUUCCUUUAGGACCGACUGAAUUAGCUAUGAUAAAACAAAGAGCCGAGCAAUUGAAAGAUGGAGUUAUGAGAUCAAGAGGACACGCGCUUUUACCCAUUAUGUUGGCUAGUUUCAUUUACGAUGCGCUCGAUGUACCAAAAAAUAGAAAUAUAAAAUAUUUCACAGGAGUGAAACUACCUUCGGAAAUCGAUCCAAAUCUUGGAUUUGACGCUGCGGUGGCUGUUUUGGGAUUAAAGGCGAAUGUAAGUGAAGCAGAUCAUCCUCUUCUUUGUGAAGGGACUCGCAGACAGAGAGGAGAUUUGGCUAUUACUUUGCUCGUUCAUUACAAAGAUGAUCCCGUAAAAUUGGCCAGAAUAAUGGACAAGUUGUUGGACCGAGAUGUUCAUCAACUUAUUAAAUCACCUAUUCUUAGUAGUUAUUAUACUUCUAAUCCUCCUACAAAGAGUGAGAUGGCACGGUUUGUUCACGAUGAAGAACGUUCGUCUCCUCUAGCUGGAACUGAUAAUAAUGGUGAAAACUUAUCACUUGUUGGCGCUAACAGCAGACCUCACAGCAGUACGAGCGCAGAAUUAGAGGGUGGUAUGAGUGCAUUAACUAUACAACCGCAAAUUGUACAGCCACCUGUGCCUAUUAGAACUAAAGAAGCACGAUAUAAGAGUAAAAGGCUAUAUCCGUCUAUUCCCAAUCAACCGUCGGAAGCAAGCGCGCACUUCAUGUGCGAAUUAGCGAAGACUGUCUUAUCGAAGGCUGGUGGUACCAGUUCAACUUCAUUAUUCACUCAACCAUCCACUAGUCAAAAUCAUCAUGGUCCCCAUAGAGCGCUUCAUAUGUGUGCUUUCCAACUUGGCUUAUAUGCCCUUGGUCUCCAUAAUUGCGUUAGCCCGAAUUGGCUCAGUCGUACAUAUUCAAGCCACGUGUCUUGGAUAACCGGCCAAGCAAUGGAAAUCGGAGCUCCAGCAAUUUGGUUCCUUAUUGACAGCUGGGAAGGACACCUGACGCCGCCGGAAGCUGUCAGUAUAGCUGAUAAGUCUUCAAGAGGUAGCGAUCCGAAUAUGGUUAGAGCAGCUGCGGAACUUGCUUUAUCUUGCCUACCGCAUGCACACGCUCUUAAUCCUAAUGAAAUUCAGAGAGCUAUAUCUCAGUGCAAGGAACAAAGUGAGGCCAUGCUAGAAAAAGCUUGUAUCACUGUGGAGAAUACUGCGAAAGGGACUUCUGGUGUUUAUCCAGAGGUACUUUUUCAGGUGGCAAAGUAUUGGUACGAGUUAUAUCUUCGGCAAACUCCCGGUGGAGAUCAACAGGAUGAGAUUCCUUAUGAUCCUCUACAAUUAGAUCUUAAUGGGGUAUUACUAGUUGAUCCAGGACCAUCUGUGGAUUUGUCAAAUACUCAAAUGAUGCCCGGACCGGCACAGACGGUUGUCGUUACCAGUACACAACCACCACCGCCUCAGCACUACACUCAUCCAACAAUUACGACUCUGGCACCUUUAGGCGUUGGCAUGCCGUACGCCAUGGGCCCUUAUAGUUUUGUACAUCCUCAUCAUUCUAUCGCGACGUUCAGUGGUCCGAUGCCUUCGCACAGAGUCACUCUACCACCUGCGCCACACAUGCAAAUGUAUCAUCCAUUUCCACAUCAUCCUGGACAUCCUCAACAUCCACCGCAUCCACAUCAUCCAUCUCCGGCUGCUCCACCUCCACCUGGACCAUAUUAUACACCGCAACCUCCACCGACACCAGGAACGCGUCAUUUAUACACGAUGCAACAGCCUAUACCAGUCCAAGCGGGAGUGGCGGGUCCUCUUCCUGGACAAAACAGUUUACCUGGUCCCGCAUUAGUUCAAACGCAAUCUAUAAUAUCAACUGUGAGAGCUCAACCUCAGGUUCAUAGACAAAACCAGACAUUUAAUCAACAACAAUUACGGACUCUUGUUUCUGCAUACCGUGUAGGUAUGCUAGCAUUAGAAACUUUGGCUCGCAGAGUGCAUGAUGAUCGGCCUCAAGCCAAAUACGCGCGGAAUCCGCCCUAUGGGGAGGAUGUUAAAUUCUUGCUCAGAGUUGCGAAACGGCUUGGUACCCAAUACAUGCAUCAAAUUUGCAUCUGUGCUGUAAAUAGCAUUGUGAGCCCUUUUGUCCUUCACCAUGUUGCUCUGGAAGCAGCUCAAUAUCUUGCUAGAAAUAAUCCAACGCUCAUCGUGCAGCACUUGAGAUCUGCCUUACUGGCUCCACUAGUACACAAAUGCCAACAAAUGUAUAUUCAGUGCAUGCAUCAAAAAUUAUAUCAUUUAACAGCUGGCGAUUACGAAGAAUUUGCUAGUAUUGUUUGUGCAGCAAGGGCUGCUUUUCAAAUCAAUCCGGAAGGAAAUACUCAAUUCAAAGAGUGGUUACAAUCGAUCAAAAGAUCUCAAUCUUGUAAUAAAGAUUUAUGGGCGCAGAUCAACGCAGCGCUACAACAGACCGGCAAAUGACACAGGACGGAGCCAGGCGUGACGUGGCUCACUUCCCUUCCUCCUCACCCUCAACCAUCCCUGCCGCCUCCACCACCGACAACUCUCGUAUUACAGCAUCAACAUCCCUGUCACCCCCAUCCACAGAGCGUCGUAUGCGUUCACGGGCUGGCUACAGUCAAUAAGCUCGCUUGGGAUAAAAUCUCCAUACCAUGCAUCAUUGAGGAACCGGCAGCGCAUCAGAUGCCGCCACCUCCUCAACACCAGAUAACCGGGCCACCGGGACCAUCUGCAUGGCAAGAGCCAAUCGACAGCCGUGGUUCUCAGGGGAUUAAUAACAGAGACGAGCGAGAUUUAUCUCAAGUUUAGUUAAUGUAUCUAGAAACGCGUGAGUAGUUGAUGAUGAUCAAGAUGAUCAAUUGAAGAGGAUAUAUGAGUUAGAUUAGGUUUAAUAUGAAUAAGUGAAAACAGCUUAAUGUAUAAGCUUGUGUGUUAAGUUUUACAUAUAUGCAUUAUCGCUUGCAUGAUAAGAUUUACAUAGAAAAAAACAUUCAGUGCGCUGAUUUUUAUGUAAGGAUCUUCUGCAUAAAGUGAUAUGUGUAUAUUAUAUUAACGGCCAUGAAUCAAAAUUCAUGUUCUGACUUGGAGUCAUAUCGGACGUGCGAGCGAGUCAUAAAGUACUCACAGCAUUUCUUUAUAUUAAGAUAAAUUAAUUUUGAAUAAAUAUGAAUAAGCUCAAUAUAUCUAAUCGGAUUGGAUCGGUAAUAUUAUGAUUGGUCGAAGAUUCAACGUGAUUUAUUAGUCAAGGACAUCUCGUUUUGCCAGAUACAAUUCUUCAUCGCAAAAUGUCAUAUCUUUUUGAUAUUUUUUUUUCUUAUAGAGACAAUUGCAGUAUAUGAUUACAAUCAUCAAUUUUUUUCUCUAAAAAUUCAUAUUUACUUCAUAUUUGAGAACAUAGUAAAUAUUUUGAAAAAAUGUUGCUUUUUAUUUAAUUUAUUAUCGUAUCCCUGAAUGCGACACAAUUAAUGCCAAUAAUAAAAUAAAUGUAACCAGAGAAAUUUGAUUGUAUUCAUUCUAAUUUAAAACUAAUUUUUUUAUUGAUGUCAGAUAAAGGACCUAUUUUGUGAAGAAAAUUUUGGAAAGAAAAUGCACGUUUCCGUUUUCAACAGAAUAUUUACCAGUUGCAUUUUUAUUGAGACGGAUCAUAGAAAUCAAUCUUCCUGUUAUUAUUAAAUUACUUGAAUCCGAGAUUAUGUUGACUAAUGACAAAAAAAUAUAGUAGAAUAUCAUUCAAAUAAAAUUAAAAGACGAAAGGAUAUCUUAAGUAUAACAAUCAUAAAAGUAAAAUAAAAAAAGACAAUUAAAAUUUUUCAUCUAUUUGAAGCUUAUCAAAUAUUUCUUGAUGAAUGAAGAAAUAGAAUUUUUAUAAAUUAAUAAGAAAGAAUUAAUAUGUAAAAUAACAUUUAUGUUGGAUCUUAAAUGAAGGAGCAGUUUGUCGCAUAUCGAAACCGCCUCAAAAAAAUCGAUGUAAUUCUUUUUCUAAAAAAGAAAAGUAAUGCAGUUCUCCAUGAAUUUUAAAGAAGUUGGUGGCAGAACACCUAUACUGCAUUCACUAUUUUUAUUUUAUUUUCAUUUUUUUAUAUUAAAAAGAAUCGGAAAAAAAUACAAAAAAGAGGAGGAGAUAGAAGAAAGGAAUAAUAUAUUUAAUUUAUAUCACAAAUUAAAUUUAUAUUUGAAAAUUAAUUACGUAACUUUAUUUAAUUUAUUUUCAAAUAUAACUAAUAAAAAAAUACAUUAAUCGAACGAUAUUUAAUAUUAUAUAGAAUUAGUAUGUAGUAUGAUACAAUUCGAAUAUAAUAUAAAAAAUACUGUGCUGAGAAAGUUUUCUUACCAGCAGAAACAUAAAUUAAUUUAUAUUAGAUUGAAUAAUUAAAUAAAUUUAGUAUAUAAUAUAUAAAAAAAAUGUUCUUAUCCUUUUAUAUUGAGUUUUACAUGUGGACUGAAUAUACUGUGUAAGAGUGAAGAACUGUAUAACUUUUUACUACAUCUUUUUACUACUACUUUUUACUAACUGAAAAUCAGAAAAAGUGGCUUAUUAAUUAAAAAAUUCAGAAAUCAAAUAAGAUAGAGCGAUGCCGAGACGCAAGUGAAAAUUUUUUUUCUCAUAAUUUUUCAAAGAAAAAGAGAAAAAGUCAAGUGAAAUUUCUUGAUAUGAUUCUAUUUAUCUUUUAUUUCUGGUUCUAUUUUUAUUUCUUGACGUGUCACUGAUAUAUCUUGUAUACUUUUGUAUUUUACAUUUGAACUGUACAUCUAAUAUGCUUGCAUCUUACUUAUUUUACGUUUAAACUGUUCUAAUAUGGUAUUACCAUUUGUAACUUAUCUGUCUAUGUUUGAACUUCACAACUGUCACAAUUUAUGUUUGUCUUUUUACGGUGCAUUAUAUCGCGUCCGGCAUCCUUUUAUUAUACUUUUUCUACAAGUGGAAUGGUUCACUUAUGAUGUGUAAUUAUAUUUUUUAACAUAAAGUAUUUCUAAUUAUUUACUAUUGCUCUCUUAUUUUACACAGAAUAAUGAAACAGUCAAGAAAAUACAUUAGUUGAACAAAUUGAUUUUGCCAAGCCUAUAUAUAUAUAUAUAUAUAUAUAUAUAUAUAUAUAUAUAUAUAUAUAUAUAGUAUCGAUUUUUGCAUCUGACAGACCAGUUACGCGAACUAUUUUGUUUGCAUUCACUCAAAUAAAAAACAUCAUUUGAAGAAUAACAGAACACAAAUUUUAAUAUUUCCAACUGUAGAAAUACCUAAUUGAACAUGUUGUAAACAGACAUGCAUCGAGUGAUGACAUACAAAUUUCUCGACAUUCAACUGUUGUUUUUUAAUAUCUGGUUUGUUGAUUGAGAUCGAUCUGUUGGUUUAUUAAUUUUUUUAGUAUUAAUUUUCUUGGUCAUUUGUUACAUAGAAAAUAUAAACCAACGAAAUGCAACGAUAUAAUAUAUAUAUAUUAUAUGUUAUAUGUUAUAAUACAUAUUAUAUAUCGUAAUGUAUACGUUGUAUAUUAUUUAUUAAAUACUAUAUAUAAAUAUGUAUAAAACAUACAUAUGCUGAAUAAAAAAUUUCAUUCCCGUUACGUAAAAGCAUGAUAGAGACGAACAUUGUUUUGAAUCUCAAUUAUGUGCUGUAUGACGUGAGAUAUAUGAAUUGCAAAACAACUUGAUGAUAGCAAUCCUAUACUGCAUAUUUACAGCUUUUUUUUUUAAAGAUAAAUGGGAAAAGAAAUAAAAAGAAGGAAAAGCUCGAAAGGAUUAAGCAUAAAAGUAUAAGAAUUGAUAAUUCAUUAAAUUUAUAAAAUGGUAUUAAUGUUAGAAUGUAACCUGGAAAAGAUAUUCUUCUGAAUUUUUACCGACGUAAAACAUGUAAAUUGGAUUAAGACAUGAACAAUUAAAUAAGUUUAAAUGUAUGCUAUAGCGAAUAAGUUGACGCAAAUUCUGUUGGAUGCAGCAGUGCGCAUUAGUGCAGAUUAGAUGUACGAUUUAGGUGUACGUAAAUUUAAAAAUUUUAAAACCACAUGCAUAGAGAUAACUAUAUCAGUUAGAUAUAGUAUAUCGGCAUAAGAACGAGCAGCGAAGAACGAGUAAAAUAAAAUCUAUUAAAAACUUUUUUUAGCAUAUUGCUUUGUAGGCGAAUAAGCGGGAUUCCCAUAAUGUGAAUCGAAUUCACGAAUGAAUGUUGCGGAUGUUGUUCAUCGUUUAUUCGCUAAAACUCGUUUUUAUGCUUUUACAUUUAGGAAAAUUAGCGUAUUUUAAAUUUUAGUCUGUAUCCAACCGAAUCCAUUUAUAUUAAGGGGGUAUACUCAUCUAGAUUAGUCCAAACAAAUCAAAACAAAGCCUAAAAUGAAUUUUUUUUGUAGGAAAAUGAACAGAGACAAAGUAGUCGAAUUUAUUUCAUUGUAAAGAUUGUAUUUUUCUUCUGUCAUUUAAAUUUUAUUAAGAAAUAAUUAAAAAUUGCAUCGUUAUUAAAAUUCUUGAAAAACUUGUUUUCAAAAAUACGCUAUAAAUAAUUUGCUAUUAAUGAACACAAUAGAAAAAAACGAGAAAGACCUUUCGUUAUACUUAUGGGAAUCUCAAAGAUCUAUCUAGCGCACUCGCCGGGCUCGAACUUACUCGAUUAAUGUCGUAACUUUUCCAUUUUUCGUCGAAUCGAUUUAUAGAAACAUUCUUUAGAUAUCAAACUUUAAAAAUAAGUAAAAAAUAUCGAUUUGUUGAACCCUUCUAGAUGAAUAUACCUUCUUAAGUUUUUCAUGUACAUAUUAAACUUAAAUACUUUGUGACUCGCACGAUUAACGUGAAAAAGAACAAUGCUACCACGUGCGUUUCCGCGAAUCAGAUAAUUAUUAUGAUACAUUGAACAUCAGAAUUCCCGAUGAAGUAAUUUAUAAAAGCGUCUUUUGCGUAAAGAAGCGAUGUAUGUGUAUUAUAUUAACGUUAAGAAUCAAAAUUCACGUUUGGACUUUGACUCACGUCGGAAGAAUCAUCGAAUAUCAUUUUUUGCGAGACCAUUUCUUUGGGUUAAUUUCGCAUCUCUGGCCGCAAUUAGAUAGGAAAAUUUUACUUUCACUGAUAGAUAGACUUAAUUAUUGUCUUAUUUUAUUUUUGUAAACAAACAAGUUUAAAUAACGAUGAUGUCUAUUUAUGUAACAGUAUAGUAGUACGAAAUCCGUAUAUAUAUAUAGAUAAUUACUUAACGUUAUAUAUACAUUUUGAUGAAAGUACGUUUUUACUAUCUUCUAGCACUUUACUAUUCUCUAACGGACCAUUACAUCUUCUUAUUUUCUUCUUUUUUUCAUCCCGUCACUUAUAUUUCAUUUCGCUUUUCAUUGUAACAGAUUUCAUAGAUUUACAUUAUGCCGAUCGUAACGUAUUCUUAUUUGUCAUUAUUGACAGUUCGUAAACGAAAUGAUCUCUGUAAUUUUUAAAUUAAAUAAUUUGAGAUAUAUAAAUAUAUAUAUAUAUACAUAAAUAAAGAAGAUAAAUAUUACAGUCAACAUAUCAGCUUCAAUGUUGAGCCGUCUUGUCCAUACAACACCAGCCUCCAACGAAAUACAACUGGAAAUAUCUCGUCUUUAUUUUUUUUUAAUACCUUAUUUAACAUGCGUUACAUUUUUUGUUUUUCUGUUCUUUUCACAUUUUUUUCCGAAAAGAAUAUAUUGUAACAUAACGUGUUUCUUACUGCCUUAUUGAAGAUAAUUAACAUAGGCUCGUAAAUGAGAUAAUUAUGAAACCAUUUUAAUAUAUUUUGCGUUUUUGACAUUACACCUUUAAAUCACUUGUUGUGCUAUCAUGAAAAAGAUGAAAAGAGUUCAUUGCUUACGUUAUCUGGUAGCCUAAGUAAGUUAAAAAAAUUAAAUAAUCUAAAUACCGUGAUGUAUAUGCGGUAAGAGAGAGAAGAUUUAUUUUCACUAUAUAAUUAAAUGCUUAUAACAUACAUACACGCACGAGUAGCACGCCGCGCGAGGUAUAUUACAAGCUUGAACAAUUGUUAUUGUUUUUAGUAUGAACUCUGAACAGUGCCUCGUCAAAAUCUAUGUGAAACUCUUUCCACAAGAGCCGAGAGACGUUCUACAUAAGGUCUACUGUCUGUAAUUCGUCUAUGAUAUUGUUUACUGUCUGUAAUUAUGUAAUUCCUUGUUAAUUCAACAUGUAAGUGGCUCGUAAAAUACUGAAGUGACAUCGACAAGUAUUGAACAAGUAUCAGACUCGAACGCGUUCUGUAAAUCGUUUAGAAUCGCUGCACUUUGUCGUGUUAAGAUAGAUUUAAUGAACGUGUACGUUACUCGCGAGUGCAGUCAACAUUUGCCUUAAAAAAAUUGAGCUGAUCGCAGCGAUACUUACUACAGGUGUGGUAGUCUGAUUCAUCUGAUUAAUCUUACUGGCAAUGUCUAUUCUGCGUCUUUGAGACUUGAAGCCCGUAGCAAAUUCUCUACGGAGACCACGAUCACGAAUUGGAGAUUGGAAUUUGAUCAAUCGGAACGAAAUGAAUUAAAAUUAUAAUUAUUUGAUUGAUCAAAUUCUAAUUUUUAAUUUUCAAUCGUCGAUCUCUAAUACGGGCUCGACAUCAGUCUGACGAUUGACACGUUUGGAAAGUUCUAAAGGCAGAAAUGGCAUUCUGCUUCGGUAUCUUAUAACGCGUAACGUAAUUCGUAUUGAUGUUUUUUUGUAAUAGCGUUUCAGAUAAUGCCGAAUGAGAUUCAAAGAGACUACAUAUUCGUAGACAAGUGAAAGGCGUUGUGUAGACUUAAAUACGUACGCGAGAAGCAUUUUAAAUGGCACUGCCACUAAUUUACAAUAUCGUGACGAUGAUGAUUGUGAUUUGGAAGAGCAAUAUCAAGCGUUCAUCAGCAUCGCGUCGCAUCGCGACGUUGAUGCUGCGAGCAUCGGGAAUAGAUAUGUUCUUCGCAUUCACGAAGUUAAGGCUGCGCUUCAGUAUUUUUCAAAAACACGAUGCAAUUUAUACAACUCCUUCGUCUCUCAUUAUCUUCUUUAAUGUUUUACGAAAAAAAACAUCUGUCGUAAAAGAUUAACUUUCCGAAAUUAAUUUCUGACGUUUCGAAGUAUGAUUAUUAACUGUAUUACGAAAACAAAAAUUACGGACAUAUCAGUAAAAUUAUUUUGUGAUAAUAUUAACUCGUUAAUGAUUUUACACACAAAUUGUAUUUUUACUCUGUUCGAUAGUAACUGAUUGAUCAUGUUUGCCCUUCCUAUCAUUUAUUUUUUUAACAUGAUAGAAAAACUGAAACGCUGCAUCGAGCUUUAACUACCGUGCUCUCUCCACUUGUUACACAGACAGUUAACAAUAUUAUACAAAUACUUCGUGUCACGAUUAAAAAGAUAUUACUUGGGUAAAGAAGACGUAUAUAUAGAAUAUGUUUCGUUCGUACAUUUCUUAUGUAUUCAGCAACAUCAAAUGAUCCGCAGAUGGAUUCGCUGCUCUCGUCUAGAUGGAAGUAUAUUUGAUCUAGAUACAUUUGCGUAUUGUACGUAUAAUAAUCGAUAACAAUACGCUCGUAGAAUCGUAGAGACGUCUCAUUAGCCUACUUAUGAUUACAAGAUUUUUAGUAUUAGAGACUGUGGUCCAUAUAUCUCGCGAAGAGAGGACGCACUUAGGAUGAGGGUAAUGUCCUUCCGCGCGAUGGACACACACACACACACACACAUUAUAUAUAUAUAUAUAUAUAUAUAUAUAUAUAUAUAUAUAUAUCAGACAUAUAUCAUGUAUUUAGAUAAUAAAUGUAGGCUGUUAGAAUAUAUUAUCUAUUUUACGUACCGUAAGUUUUAAGAUGAUAUUGCACCAGAGUAUUUCUCAUUCUUAAUUCGUGUGAUCGUUUUACAAAAUUGGAACAGUAACGAUGCAACGCAAUAGAAAAAAAUAGAUAAAAAUAAAAAUAUAGCAAUUAAUAUAAAAAUUUUUGAGUGAAAUAAAAAUUUCUUUUUACUACGCACUUGUUUGAGCAAUUUCACUUAAUUUACGGUACGUACUUGUAAAAUACAAAUUUUUGUACGUGCUUGUACAUGAAAAUUCGCAAAAACACGAAGUAUGCGUGUACUUCAACGUUUAUGCGAAUAUUUUAUGUGGUGUGUUAUAAAACACUUGUGUUUCUCUACUGAAAGAAAGAGGAACAGAGAUCUCCAAGAAGCCAAUGGACAUAACAUUUCCACGCGAUUAUUGUGACUUUACAAGCUGACUUUAACUCUUGAAGGAAGAAAAUUGUGCUGAAAUAUUAUUAUUAAAUCAAAGACAUUGAUAUUAUAAUUACAUCUUAAAAAAGAGAGCCGAAGGGAAAGAAUUGUAGUACCACGUUUUACGGACUAUAAAAAUCUCGAGAGAAUUUGAUUUUUCACGAAGAGAAGUGAAGAAGUGAAAAUAUCGAUAAUGCUACAGAAUAAAGAUAUGUCGAUAUUAAAAUGUCGACAUUGUGCGCAAUUUUUUUGUUAUGUAUAAUGUAAUAUAUUUUGAUUUGAUUAUGCGUUAUUAAGAUAGAUAAUUGCCAUUUUAUUUUAACAUGAAGAAUCAUACUUCUGAAAUCUCUAAUGCAUUAUGUAUAUGUAUUAGACUCAACUCUCCUGAUUGAGUCAUCGUAACGAACUGGCGAGUGUAUAAAUUUUUGAUAAUCUUUUUCCAUUAUGUAUCGACGCAACAUAUGUGUACAGCAAUCACAGUAAAUUGAGAUCUUAUAAUUUGAUUGUAAAUUAUUAUCGUUAAAGCUGCUCGACUAUUUUUUUUGUACCAUUUUCUUUAUCAGCGAUAUAUCUAUCAAUAUUUUUUCGAUUAUUUGCUCAAUUUAUAUCCGAUUUCAUCAAUUUGAUGGAUGUGCCGAUAAGUUAUAUAUAUACAAUUCCAUAUAUAGUUCACAUUGACAUACUUUAAUCGAACUGUUUAAACAUGUAAUGAAAAAAAAAUAAAAAAUAAAAAAAUGCGAGACAAGAUGUGAGGAAAGAGAUAUCUAGCAUCGUGUAAGAAUUGUAGCGACAUCGAUGAUGCGCGUGUAAUGAACUGUGGAUGAAACUAAAGGAACGCAAUCCAGAGCUGAAGUUCCUUCCGCCUUUCUAUCGGAAGUAGAAGUCUCUUUUUUAGCGGCACCAGCGACAAAAAAAGAUUUGGACAUUUUUAACGAUGUAAAUGAUAACUAUUGGGCGCAAGACGCUGUGCUCGCUUCUUUCAGUGAUUCAAUAUAUAUGUACUUUUACCCUCUUAUUAAAUAUAAUAGAAAUAUUUAAUGUAAGUAUCUCAAUAACGAAAUGAUGAUACCUACUCUCUAAAUUCAUUUUUCUACUUUUAAAGCACCGCAAUAAUUUCAUCUGUUUCCAUAAUUAAAAUGUUAUUUAAGUAAAUCAAACUCGUGUCGUCUGUCGCUUGACAAAACAAUAAUUAAUUACUCGCACGGUUUGUAUCAAAUUGGCCCUAUUUUUGUUCUGCCUUUAUCUCGUAAGCGAGACAGAUUUGUAGUUUGAGAAAUACAUUAGGAAAUAUUUAUACUGUAAAUAUAUACGGGCCCGUAUUGCCGCUCGAUCGCGAUUACGAGGGACACGACAUUCUCUCGAAGCGCAGUAGAAAAUAAAAUAAAAGAUUCGGCGAGAGACCGCGAAAUUCGAUCGCGCCGAAUAUAUUUUUCGAGGGACGACGAAUUUUUGAGAGAGAGAGAGAGAUAUAACGAAAUUUCAAUUUCCCCCCCGCCCCGGUUCGAAAAAGUCGAGUCCUUGUCGUGGUACGAUCCUGCGACAUCGUAGUAGUUGAUUACUCUUAUCGAAGUAUAAUACGUAAGUUUUAAAUAUUAAGAUCAGUCCGCAGCUUUGUGGAGACGCCGAGCGCGCGGAGAAUUGUAUUCAUUAUAUUAUAAAAAGCCCGAUAUCGAAAGAUUUAAUCAGCGCGUUUACCAACGCGCAAAUCUAAUUUACCUGUGGGUUAGAUCUCUUUACAAAUAACUUUAAGAAAUAAAAGCGAUUUCUACAGUCUCCACAUCGCUGUGCUGUUCUGCAUAAAUAUAUGAAAAUGCGCGUUGAUUGUGUAAAAAAAAAAUUGAUUAUGUCGUUGAUAACUCCGGUGUCAGAAGCGAACAUUACGUUGCCUCAGAAACCUCCCCGUUUGGACCCAGGAUUUCUAAUUUACUCGAAGAACGUUUCGAGAUGAGAAAAAAGUGUUUAUAAAAAAAAAAAUAAUAAAAUGUUACUAAUUAACACACCGUGCUGCAUGCACAUCGGCUUUAACCGCGUUGCGGAUUUAGGUAUUGUAGAACACUCUUAAACUUUCGUGUGCCACGUAGGAUAGGCCUGACGUUCGACGAAUCCGAUCGCGAGAGGGGAGAAAAGUAAUUUUGAUACGAAAGCCCCGCGGCUUUAUUUGUAAUCCGCUAUUGGCAUUGAUUUGAGACUGUCAGGCGCGCGUCCGAUGCUAUAAAUUACCGUCUCUCGCACGUGCGGGCUGCGGAAUAAACUGGUUAGGCCUAUCUUGCUCUCAAUCAACAUUGUCAUUUGAGAUACAUUCGUCAUGAUCAUCAAUAUAUCAGGUUUACUCUUCAGGUCAUCGAGUAGAACGUAGAGUUUUUCAACUUCUAGGUGUUAAAAGGAUAUUUUAUAAGCUAUAAGAAUGUACGCAUAUUAUAUCUAUAUACAGACACGUAUAUAUUAUAUCACGUAAGGGCAUUAUGCGUGUGUAAUAUAUACUAUAAAUAAAUAAAAAAAAAAUAUAUAUAUAUAUUCAAAUGUACAAUUUUACAUCGUGGAUGUAUUGUUAUAGAUUAACCGCGUAAAGGUGGCCUCGUCACGCUCUAACUUUGGAAGAACGAGGCCACUUUCGCUUGCUCUUUUACGGAAGACACGUAAGAGUAUAUACAUAUAUAAAUAUACAUAAAUAUAUAAAUAUAAAUAUAUAUAUAUAUAUAAAAUUUGUCAUUAUAUUCCCGCUAAGGUACUUAUUAUUAAUGGCUAUUACGGCAUGGUAAUCGUGAAUGUUGUGGAGUGGAUCUAUUUAUGAAUCCGUCGAUCGUUAAUGUAAUCAAACGUGUUCUGCGUGACUUUUAAUAAUAGAACACUUUAAAACUGAU
Messenger RNA from Solenopsis invicta (red fire ant), 16782 nucleotides. RefSeq names its product zinc finger SWIM domain-containing protein 8 (gene Dora). Bases 1187 to 6214 code for a protein of 1675 amino acids. Gene Ontology annotation, cellular component: Cul2-RING ubiquitin ligase complex. Lineage: Eukaryota; Metazoa; Arthropoda; Insecta; Hymenoptera; Formicidae. The record is from RefSeq and is a predicted model, not a curated record. Gene Ontology annotation, molecular function: zinc ion binding. The transcript has 22 exons.